This is a messenger RNA of Acanthoscelides obtectus, 224 nucleotides long. NCBI's taxonomy places the organism in Eukaryota, Metazoa, Arthropoda, Insecta, Coleoptera, Chrysomelidae. The record is from the annotation of a GenBank genome assembly.
CAAUAUUUUCACCCAUGCAUGUACCUUGGCAGCGCCAUCGCCUUUAACUUCGCCUACAACUGGUUGUGAAGCCACUAUAUGGAGGUCACCCCUCAUAACUGGGACCUCUCCUUCAAACCCCUGGCCAUCCUGGCUUCAGUCGAGUCAAAAUGGACCAGCAAAAGAUAAGUCGAUAGCGUUAAAAACUUAUUUUGUUAUUUUUGUAAAAUUAUAAUGUAAUGAAA